This is a messenger RNA of Blepharisma stoltei, 1947 nucleotides long. NCBI's taxonomy places the organism in Eukaryota, Ciliophora, Heterotrichea, Heterotrichida, Blepharismidae. The record is from the annotation of a GenBank genome assembly.
AUGAGAAUGAUGGGCAAUUUUGGAGGGUCUUUUUGGGCCAAUUUCAGAGGUUUUCAAAGCUCGUCACAGAUUGACGAAAUUUUAGAAAAAGAAGAAACAACCCUUGCCCAGUUGCUGGAUCAGGAUGAAAUUUUGCAGGAAAUGAGAAACCAAAAUCAGAAAUUAAUUGACUUGUAAUCAUUAUGCAGCUUGAACAGAGACAGAAUUAUGGAAUUGAUUGAGUAUAUUUCAGUUUUCCCACCAGAUGACGCUGACAAUAAACGUGGGCAUAAGUUUCCAUUCCUUGCCUCAGAAUUGUUUGCGUGUGAAAUUCCAAGUUUGUUGGAUAAGUUUUAUGAUGACCAAACUUUACUGGAAAAAUUAUUUAGCUUCUUUGUAGAGCCAUUGAAUUUGACAUUAGCUGGAUAUGUAAGCAGACUUGUCAUAAGCCUUUUUAUCAGAAACCCGCCUGAACUGCUCAAAUUUAUUAUUGAGAAAUCUUGGAAUUCCUGGUUUGUGCAGCACUUAGAAUAUAGAGCGGUAUUAGAUAUCAUAACAAAAAUAAUUCUCGUAGAAAAUCCUUCAGAGACUUUUUAUGUUAUUCAGAGGAAAGAAAUCGUCCAAAAUUUGAUAUAAAGUUUUGUCUGAAUGUGAAAAUUUUAAAAUAAACAGUCGGUGUCUUAUUUUCUUUAAAAAUAAUUUCUGAUCAGAAAUUUUAAGAAAAAUGACACUGUAAAUUAUAUAAAAAAUUUAGCAUCCUCAAACCCCAAUGCCGCUUUAAAUUCCAGUCAAAUCUUAUGUGAGCUAAUAUCAAAGCAUAACGACGUAAACUCCUGGCCUGAGCUCGCUGGAGUUCUUACACAAAAAGAAUCCUUAUAUUUGCUUACAGAAGGCCUUACAUCUCAAAAUAAUUAUAAUAUAAACGCAGUCGUCACUGUCCUUAGAGCCAUCAUGGCAAGCAGCUCUCAUACCGAUUUAUUGACAUUAUCCAAAAAACAAGCCACAAAUCUUGAUGAGGAUGCCUCUACCCUGCUUGAAGACGAAGAAUCCCCUGAAUUUAUUGAAAGUUUCGUAACAGUUUUGCCAAAAUUAAAAGAAAUUUUAGAAAAUUUCCAUGGCGGGCAAAUUCAAACGACUUUUAAUGAAGAUAUUGAGGCACUAGGAGAAGGGAAAAUAAAGAUAAUUGAAGUAAUUGGGGCAGCUAUCAAGAUGGAAAUUAAAGAAAUCCAAGCAAAAAUUGAGGAAAUUGAGGUGGUAAAAACCAUUGUGGGGAUUUUCUUUAAAUUUGAAUGGAAUUCAAUACUCCAUACGACUUUUGAGCAGUUUGUGAAUGCGAUUUUGUUAUCGUCUUCACAAGUUUUGAAGGAGCAGCUAUUAAAUACUUCAGGAUUUUUGGCAAAAAUUAUAGAAAAAGGACUAAACCCGGGGCGCCCAGGUACAAGAAAUCCAUCAUUAAAGCCUGGAUAUAUGGGACAUAUUACAAGAAUUUCAAAUUUAAUAGUAAAAACUUCUGAAAAUCGUCCAGAAAUUACAGAAAUUAUAUCAAAAACUGAAAGAUGGGAUGAGUUUAAAUCCUCGUACCUAGAAAACACAAAUUUCUUAGAAAAUCGACACCUUGGAGGGUAUCAGCCUCUGUCUUUCGGAGACCAUUUCGCUGAAGAAGAUGCCAGAGACAGUGAGGAAAACUCAACAAACCCUUUUUCUUCCUAUAGCAAUAAUGAAAAUUCUAAUGAGGAAUUAGAAAUUCCUGAAGAAGAAAUUGAGACUAAUGAAAAGCCACUGACUAGCGAAGACUUAAUGUUUGAUUUGAAUGAAAAUGAAGAGAAAAAAGAAGAAAAUAACGAGCCGGAUCCUGAAAAAGAAAUAAAAAGUGAAAGUAUUGGAGAAGUGCAGGGCGAGCCAGAUACUUAUUCAGACGUUAAUUAUUGGGCAACACCUGUUGUGAUUGAAGAAUUAGAAGAAUUAUAA